GGGGCUUUUAAACCUCAUCCUAAGGGGCCUCAGGGGCAGUGUUGGGCUUGGCGGCCACAGCUAAGUCCAAGACCAGCAUGUCGCUGCAGAGAAUCGUGCGUGUGUCCCUGGAGCAUCCCACCAGCGCGGUGUGUGUGGCUGGCGUGGAGACCGUCGUGGACAUUUACGGGUCAGUGCCUGAGGGCACAGAGAUGUUCGAGGUCUAUGGGACGCCUGGAGUGGACGUCUACAUCUCUCCCAACAUGGAGAGGGGCCGGGAGCGUGCAGACACCAGGCGAUGGCGCUUUGACGCGACUUUGGAGAUCAUCGUGGUCAUGAACUCCCCCAGCAAUGACCUCAACGACAGCCACGUUCAGAUUUCCUACCACUCCAGCCACAAGCCUCUGCCCCUGGCCUAUGCGGUGCUCUACCUCACCUGUGUUGACAUCUCUCUGGAUUGCAACCUGAACUGUGAAGGAAGGCAGGACAGGACCUUUGUAGAUAAGCGGCAGUGGGUCUGGGGGCCCAGGGGGUAUGGUGGCAUCUUGCUGGUGAACUGUGACCGUGAUGAUCCAAGCUGUGGUGUCCAGGACAACUGCGACGAGCACGUGCGCUGCCUGCAAGACCUGGAAGAUAUGUCUGUCAUGGUCCUGCGGACGCAGGGCCCUGCAGCCCUCUUUGACGACCACAAACUUGUCCUCCACACCACCAGCUAUGAUGCCGAACGGGCACAGGUCUUCCAUGUCUGCGGUCCUGAGGAUGUCUGUGAGGCCUAUAGGCAUGUGCUGGGCCAAGACAAGGUGUCCUACGAGGUACCCCGCUUCCAUGGGGACGAGGAGCGCUUCUUCGUGGAAGGCCUGUCCUUCCCCGAUGCCGGCUUCACAGGACUCAUCUCCUUCCAUGUCACUCUGCUGGAUGACUCCAACGAGGAUUUCUCGGCAUCCCCUAUCUUCACUGACACUGUGGUGUUCCGAGUGGCACCCUGGAUCAUGACACCCAGCACCCUGCCGCCCCUAGAGGUGUACGUGUGCCGUGUGAGGAACAACACGUGUUUUGUGGAUGCGGUGGCAGAACUGGCCAGGAAGGCCGGCUGCAAGCUGACCAUCUGCCCACAGGCCGAGAACCGCAACGACCGCUGGAUCCAGGAUGAGAUGGAGCUGGGCUACGUUCAGGCGCCACACAAGACCCUCCCGGUGGUCUUUGACUCCCCAAGGAAUGGGGAGCUGCAGGAUUUCCCUUACAAAAGAAUCCUGGGUCCAGAUUUUGGUUACGUGACUCGGGAACCACGCGACAGGUCUGUGAGUGGCCUGGACUCCUUUGGGAACCUGGAGGUCAGCCCCCCAGUGGUGGCCAAUGGGAAGGAGUACCCCCUGGGGAGGAUCCUCAUUGGGGGCAACCUGCCUGGGUCAAGUGGCCGCAGGGUCACCCAGGUGGUGCGGGACUUUCUCCAUGCCCAGAAGGUGCAGCCCCCUGUGGAGCUCUUUGUGGACUGGUUGGCUGUGGGCCAUGUGGAUGAGUUUCUGAGCUUCGUCCCUGCCCCCGAUGGGAAGGGCUUCCGGAUGCUCCUGGCCAGCCCUGGGGCCUGCUUCAAGCUCUUCCAGGAAAAGCGGAAGUGUGGCCACGGGAGGGCCCUCCUGUUCCAGGGGGUUGUUGAUGAUGAGCGGGUCAAGACCAUCUCCAUCAACCAGGUGCUCUCCAAUAAAGACCUCAUCAACUACAAUAAGUUUGUUCAGAGCUGCAUCGACUGGAACCGUGAGGUGCUGAAGCGGGAGCUGGGCCUGGCUGAGUGUGACAUCAUCGACAUCCCGCAGCUCUUCAAGACUGAGAGGAAAAAAGCAAUGGCCUUCUUCCCUGACUUGGUGAAUAUGCUGGUGCUGGGGAAGCACCUGGGCAUCCCCAAGCCCUUCGGGCCCAUCAUCGACGGCCGCUGCUGCCUGGAGGAGAAGGUGCGAUCCCUGCUGGAGCCGCUAGGCCUCCACUGCACCUUCAUUGAUGACUUCACUCCAUACCACAUGCUGCAUGGGGAGGUGCACUGUGGCACCAAUGUGCGCAGAAAGCCCUUCUCCUUCAAGUGGUGGAACAUGGUGCCCUGAGACAGCUCCCAUCCACCAUCCUGUCCCCUGGGGCGGGCAUUGGCCCAGGUGGUGGAGACAGAGACAGGCCCCUGAACGAUAAGCACCAAGAGACCCCAAGGCUCCAGAUGGAACACUGAGGGUGACCGUCCCUCUCAGAAGCCUUUUCCCUGGAAGUGUCCAUGCCUCACCUGCAACCCAUGUGGUUCUCAGACUAGAAUCUUCUUGGCCCCACAAAAAGAAGGACCUCAUUUCUUACAGCCUCUCCUGUGAUUCAACACAACCCAUGGAGAUGUCCCCUCCUCACUCUGAAAUCAUCCAUUUGGGGACAAAUCCACAUUGGGGUCUAGAAACAUCCAUGUAUCUCAUCAGCCAUCUUGUCCUGUUUAUCCUAAUAGAGGAAGGAUCCAUGAUUCUGCUUUGGUCCAAUUGCUUCCUCUCUGCAGAGGAACAACCCUAAAACCAGAUCACUCCACACAGGACAGGCAGGAGAGAUUCUUCCUAAAGCCUCCCCCAUAAAAAGGGAGCUGUGGAUCCACUUAGAUCAGGGCGGGACUAUCUUUCACCCUGCCAAGUUCCUGCCCAGAUGUUGGCCCUCACCCAGCAUGAGCUGUCACAUGGUAUGAGCUUCUAGAUGCGUGUGGAAGCAAUGAGAAUUGUCCCUUAGCCUUAUAAACUCUCCAUCAUCUGACAUGCAGAAAUCCAGCUAUGUCCCAAAUCCUCCUGGAAUUUCUUGGAGAUGAAAUUAUCUGGGGGAUUGUUGGGUACUGGGAAGACUGGGUACAAGGGUGAAAAAUAUCUCCCAUAAUACACAUGGUUGACUAUGGUGAUCCACCUUGUGAUGGUUAAUAUUAGGUGUCUGGAGAAGGAUGCUUCAUUGGCCCCGGGACCUCUCUCUGCAGGAGGAAAGACCCCUGCCUCUCCUCUGGAUUGGUCCCAGGCUCUCUAUUGGCCUUUGGUCAGCAUUUCCGCAUAGCUGCAGAAGAGGGAGCUAAAGGGGCUGGAUCCACCAAGACAGCUCACAGCGGGAAAACUCUGGGAAUGAACCACUGAAUUCAGGGGAUGGCGGUUGGGGGGACGGUUCUCGAGAUGUGUGCCAGCUACACGUGUAUUCUGUAUGGGUCCAGCUGCGUUUCCAUCACUCGCUAAUAAAUCAACAGAAACACAAA
This is a messenger RNA of Chlorocebus sabaeus (green monkey), 3220 nucleotides long. It is a transcript of the gene PADI3, whose product is annotated as peptidyl arginine deiminase 3. The record is from RefSeq and is a predicted model, not a curated record. Gene Ontology annotation, molecular function: calcium ion binding; protein-arginine deiminase activity. NCBI's taxonomy places the organism in Eukaryota, Metazoa, Chordata, Mammalia, Primates, Cercopithecidae. Gene Ontology annotation, cellular component: cytoplasm; nucleus.